Molecule: messenger RNA, 2289 nt
Organism: Gracilinanus agilis (Agile Gracile Mouse Opossum)
Lineage: Eukaryota; Metazoa; Chordata; Mammalia; Didelphimorphia; Didelphidae
Gene: PAX8
Product: paired box 8
Exons: 10
Coding region: 161-1546 (461 amino acids)
Biological process (GO): regulation of transcription by RNA polymerase II; anatomical structure development
Molecular function (GO): RNA polymerase II cis-regulatory region sequence-specific DNA binding; DNA-binding transcription factor activity, RNA polymerase II-specific
Source: RefSeq, a predicted model, not a curated record
UUCCGAACCACUGAAGGUGAGGAGAGCCGGGUAUCCUCCAGGCGGACCCAGGCAGCCGAGGGCCUGCAGCCGGCCAGAGCAGCCCGGAGGCGGGUGCUGUCGGAACCAGGUGUCCGGGAUCCCUGAACCCUCUGCGUGGACCGUGACCGCUUCCUUCGCCAUGCCUCACAAUUCCAUCCGCUCGGGCCAUGGGGGACUGAACCAGCUGGGUGGAGCCUUCGUGAAUGGCCGGCCUCUCCCUGAAGUGGUACGUCAGCGCAUCGUGGACCUGGCCCACCAGGGUGUGAGACCCUGUGACAUCUCUCGCCAACUCCGGGUCAGCCAUGGCUGUGUCAGCAAGAUACUGGGCAGUAGGUACUACGAGACUGGGAGCAUCCGGCCUGGAGUGAUUGGAGGCUCGAAGCCAAAGGUGGCCACUCCUAAGGUGGUGGAGAAGAUUGGGGAUUACAAGAGGCAAAACCCAACCAUGUUUGCCUGGGAGAUUCGGGACAGGCUCCUGGCUGAAGGGGUCUGUGACAAUGACACUGUCCCCAGCGUCAGUUCAAUCAACAGAAUUAUCCGGACCAAAGUGCAGCAGCCAUUCAACCUCCCCAUGGACAGCUGUGUAGCUUCCAAGUCUCUGAGCCCAGGACACACCCUGAUCCCCAGCUCAGCUGUGACACCCCCAGAAUCUCCACAGUCAGAUUCACUAGGUUCAACCUACUCCAUCAAUGGGCUCUUGGGGAUUGCUCAGCCUGGAAACGACAGCAAGAGGAAAAUGGAUGACAGUGAUCAGGACAGCUGCCGGCUGAGCAUCGACUCCCAGAGCAGUGGGAGUGGCCCUCGGAAGCACCUGAGGACUGAGGCGUUCAGCCAGCAUCACUUGGAGUCGCUGGACUGCCCAUUUGAGAGGCAGCACUAUACAGAGGCUUACCCAUCUCCCAGCCACACCAAAGGAGAGCAGGGUCUCUAUCCUCUGCCCCUGCUCAAUAGUGCCAUGGAUGAUGGGAAGGCCACGCUGACCCCUUCCAAUACACCGCUUGGUCGCAACCUCUCGGCUCACCAGACGUACCCUGUGGUGGCAGAUCCUCAUUCACCCUUCGCCAUAAAGCAGGAAACCCCCGAUGGGUCCAGUUCUAGCUCCACCCCUUCCUCUUUAUCUAGCUCGGCCUUUUUGGAUCUGCAGCAAGUCGGCUCCGGGGGCCCAGCUGGUGCCUCGGUCCCAUCCUUCAAUGCUUUUCCCCAUGCUGCCUCCGUGUAUGGGCAGUUCACGGGCCAGGCCCUCCUUGCAGGGCGGGAGAUGGUGGGACCCACGCUGCCCGGAUACCCACCCCACAUCCCCACCAGUGGCCAGGGCAGUUAUGCCUCUUCUGCCAUCGCUGGCAUGGUGGCAGGUAGGGAGAUGAACUGGGCACCAGGGCUCUGGGGUUCUGAGGGAGGGGAUCCUGCCACCAGUAGACAAAAGUUGGGAGUGGAGGGAUGGUCCUCUGGCUCCGAGCUCCCUGCGGGCACUGAAGGACAUUGCUGGAAUUUGUCUCCUUUGCCUUUUCUCUUAGGGCAGUUGUAGCUCCCUCCAUGUCCUCUGCUUUGCCUUUCCAAGUUUCCACCCGACUCCAAAAUGGGAUCAGGCAUCAUGAAAGGAGCUGAGCUAUCCAACCCCUAUCUGUCAGCCCCCCACAGCUCACAGUAGCCAACUUGUGCUUCCUGGCAGUAGGCACUUUGUUUCCUUAAUGCCCACGGGGGUCUCUCAUUAGUCAGCCUUGGAGCAUGGGUUUAGGGUUGGAGGUGGCAUGGGAUUCAGAUCAGCAUGGCACGGUGGGAAGAAAGACAGAUUUAUAGCUAGAGGACACAAGUUUGAUGCCUGGUUCUGCCAUGUAUGAUUUCUGUGAGCCAGAACAAGUUAUUCUCUCUCUCUCUUUCUGUGCCUCAGUUUCCAUAUUUAUAAAACGGGUGGGUGGUCUCUGAUUUCUGAAGUACCUUCCAGCUGACUGUCUAGGAUCCAAUGACCUGUAAGACCCCUUUUAGCCUGAAAUCGAUGAGCCUCGGCCCUCCAAAUGCCUUCUAGCUCUAAACUGGUCAUUAUAGCAAUCUCCAAGUGCUAGCCUGAUGACUCACCUAACUUUUCUGGGCCUCAGUUUACUUAUCUGUAGAAUUAGGGUUGGAUCAGGUUUCCUCUAGAGGUCCUCUGGGAUGAGUUCUAUGCUCCUGUGCCUAGAUGACCUCCAACGUUCCUUACAGAUUUUAAUAUUUGACCUUUAAAAGUCUCUUUGACCUGCCUUGUGGGCUGUUGGGGGUUCUAUAAGACCAGGG